Plutella xylostella (diamondback moth) is the source of this 3305-nucleotide messenger RNA. RefSeq names its product E3 ubiquitin-protein ligase ZNF598. Gene Ontology annotation, molecular function: ribosome binding; ubiquitin protein ligase activity. Gene Ontology annotation, biological process: rescue of stalled cytosolic ribosome; protein ubiquitination. Lineage: Eukaryota; Metazoa; Arthropoda; Insecta; Lepidoptera; Plutellidae. The record is from RefSeq and is a predicted model, not a curated record.
ACCCCAACACUACAUACGUCACUGAAAUGUCAUUUCGCCAACAAGUGUCAAAUUUUUAAUUCGUCCGACGUCCGACCACCACCGAACUUAUCUGCAACUUAUUGUCAAUUUUUGCCCUUCAUUUUCCUACAUAGCUCAAUCUCCAGCUGGAACCAUGUCCGAUAGCCAGACAAACGACAACAGCAGUUGCGUAGUGUGUUUCAAGACUGUGCUGUAUUACUCAAUCGGUGAAUGCGACCACCCUGUGUGUUUCGAGUGCUCCACUCGCAUGAGGGUGCUCUGCCUCCAGAAUGAGUGCCCGAUAUGCCGACAAGCUCUCGCUAGAGUUGUGUUUACUGACACUGUGUUACCAUACAAAGAACUUCGUAACCGGGCAUUCAGUGACAAACUUUUUGAGAGACAGUAUAAAAUAGCGUACUGCAGUGAGGAGAUCAAGAAUGCAUACACCAAGUUGCUGGAGAACCAGUGCAAUUUGUGUGAGAACCUCGCACCCUUCCGCAGCUUCAGCGCGCUCAGUGACCACAUGAGGAAAGUGCAUGAGAGAUACUACUGCGAUCUCUGUGUCAAACAUCUCAAGAUUUUCACUAGUGAAAGAAAAUGCUAUACUCGUCAAGAACUGGCUCACCAUCGACGGAAAGGAGACCUUGAUGACACAUCACAUAGAGGCCACCCCCUCUGCGAGUUCUGUGAAGAACGCUUCAUGGACGCCGACGAGCUGUACCGUCACCUGCGCAAGGAACACCUGUACUGCCACCUCUGUGACGCGGACGGGAGGAACCACUACUACGCGUCCCACUCGGCGUUGGCCCACCACUUCAGAACGGAGCAUUAUCUUUGUGAAGAGGGGGAGUGCGCCGGGCAGCAUCUCACCGCUGUGUUUAGGAGCGAAAUUGAUCUUAAAGCCCACAAAGCGUCGAUCCACGGCGCGGGGCUGACGCGCGGCGCGGCGCGGCAGGCGCGCACGCUGGAGCUGCAGUUCAACAUCACGCCGCACGCGGUCACCCGCCACCAGGGGCCCAGGGACCGAGAGCGGGAGCGAGAGCGCGACCGCGACCGCGAGCGCGAGCGCGACUGGGUUGGGCCGGAAGCCCCGACGCAGGCGCCGCCGCCGCGCAUCGACACCCGCAGCAACGCAGACUUCCCCAGCCUCAGCAGCGCCGCCCCCGCGCCCCUGCUGCGCGCCGCGCCGCAUACUGUUUAUAAGAGUGUCGAGGGUCUGACUCGGACAGACAAGAACUUCCCCGCAUUAUCUGGUGGCGGUGGUGGCCCCUCCCGCCCCGCGCCAACCACCGCCCGCGCGCCCGCGCCCGUUGCUGCUACGCUAUUGAGGAAUGCAAAGCCCAGCGUGUCGAUUCAGCUGCACAGCCAGCCGGCAUCAGCCAGCAACUUCCGGCUCACGCAGCCAACCGGCAACCGCAUCUCCAUUCCGCAGCAGAGGAAGCAGCCAAUCAGCGCGCUCUCCGAUGACGACUUCCCGUCGCUCGGAGUCGCCAGGGACGACCAUCCCAGCAUUGGGGCUGGGACUGUGCAGCCGGCUAAGGUAACGCUCAUCAACAGCAACGAAAUGCAAGCGCUCAAGAAGAACCAAUCGCAGCAACAGAAGAAGAAACCGCAACUCAGUUCCGAGGCAUUCCCCGCGCUGUCGUCCGGCCCCGCUCCCGCCGCGCCCGCGCAGUGGGUCAAGGUCUCCAAGCAGAAGGACAAGGCCAAGCCGGCCAGAUCCGAACCGGUCACCCCCCGCGAGCCCAGCUUCAACCCCGUCGCAGACUUCCCCACGCUACCCGUCAACAACACCAAGCCGAAAGCCAAGAAAGUCGCGCCCGCCCCCCAACUCCCGACUAGCCAGCCGGAGACUAAGAACCCCUCCAAGAAGGAGAAAAAGAAGAAUAACAACAAGAAGGAGAACUUAGUCGAGACGAACUUCAGUUCGCACGAGCAGAAGCCGGCACGGGAGAUGGCGCAGGUUCUCGCCAACAUCAACAACAACAGCUCUCCCGAUGAUAACAAGGUGAAGCUGGUAGAGGCGGCAGAGAAGAACAUGAACGGAGGCACCGGGGACUUCGCGCUAGCGGCACAGGACUACCCGCCGCUGCGCAAGGGGGAAAGCUCCAAGCGGCCCAACGGCAGCGUGAAGCCGCCGCCGGGGUUCAAGCCGCGGCCCGCGUGCGACGGGCUCACCUUCACCAACUCGGCCGGCCAGAGCUUCCCCGCGCCGCUGCACUCCUACAUCCCGCCGCCCAACUUUGAAAACCGCAACCGUGCGCUCGUCAAAAAGUUUGCGGCAGCUUUAGGCAGCGCGCCGGCUAUGGAGGAGUUUAAAAGCGUCUCUCGAGCGUUCCGAGACAGUCUGAUCAACGCGGAUGAAUUCUACAAUCAUUGCAGAAGGUCGCUGGGCUCGCAGUUCGAGGGGUUAUUCCUGGAGCUGAUCGCGCUGCUGCCGGACAUCGCCAAGCAGCAGGAGCUGGUGGUGGGGCGCGGCGCGGCGGCGCGGCUGGCCGUGUGCGCCACGUGCGGGCAGCUGCUGGCGCCGCCGGACCAAGCGCCGCACGACGCCGCGCACUGGCCGCCGCUCUCCUCACGCUAGCCACCCCGACUCGACCACUGCCAUGCUAAAUAUGACGGAGUAAACACGCUUGACCACAGUCUUCAUUUGUCUAAAUGUUGAGUAAAAUUGUCGUUGAAUGGUGACGCUGACGGUGCGAGAGCGUGUCCUUUUAAUACACAGAAUUUUAUAAAUAAAUCGAUUUAAUUUUUGUUACGUUAUGCCUAAUUAAUCCUCGAACUUGUGAUGGACAUGUAUAAAACUGUUAAUAGUUAUUUUUCAUAAAUUAUCUUAUUGAUUUAGCCAGUCGUAUAGUGCGAUCCAUUUCAAACAGAUACAACAGUUUAUUUUAUGAAUCAUAGUCGUAAAAAUGGUGUGUGUUGUCCGUAUCUAACUUUGAUUUGACCGCUUUACAUUCACACAUUGCUGAUACAGGGCUAUGUUAAGUUUUUACUAUAAUUUACCUAAUCUAAAAGAUUGUAGACAAUACAGAAAAUAUUCAUGUUGAAAUCUAUGAAAGUAGAAUCCAAUUUUGACUUGUAAUUACGAAUUACGUAUAUAAGUAUCAACCUAUUUGUGAAAUUUACUUUCGCAGUAUCCAAAAGAUGUAAUUGUAUAGAGAAAUGUGAAAUAAACAUUGUAGCUGAAACAAGUUACGUACAGGUGUAUAAAACUGUUUCCUAAUUCAUAUUUAUAAUAUUUUUGUACUGUUCAUAGUGAAUGAACACAUUAUCUUUGUCUAAAACAUUUUUUGUUGAGCCUU